UGCUAAUCACUGAUUAUGAUAUCCUUGAAAGGCGUUUUUCACGAGAUGUUCCCUUUGCCGUUACCGGCGAUAAAUCCUUAGAAGCACAGCGAGGUUUUUCUGAAAAUAUAACCUGCUAGUGCUCACUGAGAAGCCAUUAACAUGGAUGAUAAGGAACCUGACAGGGUCCAAAUAAAUGAUGAUUGGUUUGCAGUUUGCAAGCAAAUGUUCAGAAAUCUAUCAUCGGUUGAAAAAUCUUCAGUGAUCCUCACCCUUAUAGAUAUGUGUGAUACUACGGCUCGAUUCAAUCUUUUAAAGUCCUGCAAUAAAGCUUUACAUUGUGAUAUUUUAGCAUCAAUGCCUCAAAUAGCGCUAGAUAAAAUUCUUGGCAUGCUGGCUGUGUCAGAUAUUUUGAAUGCCUGCAAAGUUAGCCCACAAUGGAACAAAUGUAUCUCCAAUUCCACAUUUGUUUGGAAAAAUAAAUGGAUUGAGCUUGGCAUUGGCAGCUGCAGGGAUCAGAAAGAGUUCAACAAACGAGACUGGAAAGAAGACUGUGUCACAGCGGAAGGGCUUUACUCAAAGAUUGCAGGGAGAAAAGUUCUUGAAUACGAUUUGGACCUGUUUAACGAUUUAGAUUUAUCUAAUAAUUCACACGGUUAUAUAUCUGCUAUGGAUUAUUGUAAUGGCAAUCUAGUCAUAUGUCACAGUGCAGGUGACGAGGGUGGAUCAGUGUUCACUCAGAAAGGGCUUGACUGGAAUUACCUGUGCUCAUUUCCUGUUAAUGAGCAUGGGUACCCUUCCAGUGUACUUCUGCUACCCUCAAACUUAUUAGUAGUGGGGAAUAGCAAUGGAAAAAUUACCAUUUGGCGUCUUUUAAAUAUCAGACCUGGGUGUUGUAAGCAUGAGGUCAAGUUGUUACAUGCCUGUCAUGGCCACACGAGCAUUGUUUUAAGUGUUGAUGCAUGUGAAGAAAUAGGUGUAGCUGUGUCUGGAUCAAGGGACGCUCGCAUGAAGGUUUGGAGCCUCAUGAGUGGCAACUGCCUUAAAACAUUUGAUUAUUCCUCACCAGUACUUCAAGUUUCUUUUUACUGUGGGUCCAAAUCUUUAUUGAAAGACUACAACUUUCUCUUGGUGCAUAGCUCAGAGAAAAUAUUUUUGCAAUCCUGGAAAAAUUACACUAAUUGGCUUCAAAAAAGUGUGCUUGAACAAUGUAUAGUGACAGAUGCAAACAUUUUGCCUGGAGUCCACAUAAAAAAUGAAACACUAUUCUAUUGCUCUGUUACCAUGCCAGACGGUCAGGAACGUACUGAUUUCAACAUCAAACGUCUUAACAUGCCAGCCAUUGUGGGCAAAAGUGGUGAUUCUCUCUGCACCCAUCUCAAAGUGUUUAGUUUUCAAGGCAUAUUUAGAAAGUUAAUGCAAGUUGGAGCUGUCUUUGGAUUAUUAAUAUCAGACGAAAACAUUAUGGCAAUAGAUAUAAGAAGAGGAAGCGUGCUCUUUAAGGAGUAUGUUCCUCAUUCUGUUGCAACAAGCCUGACAUUGCCUCAAGUGACCGUCGGUGCUGGAAAGUGGCUUGAUGGUCUUCUUUAUGUUAAACGGUAUGGAAUGCUUUUAGCUAUUGCUAUCUAUGGGAAAAACCUCACUCUAAUAUCAUGGGCACCGUCCAUACCCGAAUUUCCCUCUAAAGAAGAUUGAUUUUGGAGAGCAAUACAUGCCACACCUAUUCUAGAUUCCUUUCCUCAUACGUAUCUUUAUUAAAAUGAGAAAACACAAGAAAAGUUAUUCAAAUGUCUGUCUUUCUCUCUUCCAGUUUAGUUUAUUAACUUCCUUGAUCCCUCUAGCGGGACACUAAAUAUAAGUUCACGAUACAACUGAGUUAAUUUUUGAGUAAAUGUAUUGACUGUCAAAACAUAAAUUUUGUGCUUCACUGAAUGCGGCCAAGUUACCAUUUACAGUAUUCAAGUAUAGAGCAAAUAAGCAAUAAAUAGAAUUAGCUAUUCCUAAUGUGCUUCCUCAUGAAAAUUCCUGGAACUUUUAUAUGAAUUAUGAGUCCACAUCCAUUUAUUUGUCUUCCCUCUCUUUUCUGCAACACUUUGAAUCACCAGGCCUGCAUUUAUUUUCGAAAUACAUAAAAGGGGAUGUCGCAUUA
Messenger RNA from Thrips palmi, 2128 nucleotides. RefSeq names its product F-box/WD repeat-containing protein 2-like. NCBI's taxonomy places the organism in Eukaryota, Metazoa, Arthropoda, Insecta, Thysanoptera, Thripidae. The transcript is spliced from 8 exons. The coding region runs from base 142 to 1674 and encodes 510 amino acids. Gene Ontology annotation, molecular function: protein binding. The record is from RefSeq and is a predicted model, not a curated record.